AUGGCCAGUCAGGUCCUGGCUCGAAGAUGUUCAGAUUCAGUUGCUAGAAGUCAGGGGGCUUAUGGUAAAAGUGAAGUCGCUUCGUACGGAGACUGUGCCCUGUGUUUCUUCUGUGGUGGUGGAUUAAGAAACUGGGAAGAUGAAGAUGACGUCUGGGUAGAACAUGCCAGGUGGUUCCCCAAGUGUGCCUUCAUCAGACAAUUCAUGGGACAGAAUUUCGUUGACACAGUGCAAGAGCUUAACAAAACCAAGGACAAGAUUUCUUUUCAAAUGGUUAUUGUGACAAUGGGCGGGUCCCCUGCUGCUUUUCAACCAGCCUCAAAAAGCAACAAGGAUGAUAAAGGCCCAACCAGCUUAGAAUCAGGUAUUAUCACAGAUAGACCCAGACGACCAGAAUAUGCUUUAAAAACUGAAAGAAUAAAAUCUUUUUCUGAUUGGCCAAGGUCACAUCAUAGUCAAGUGGACGACCUUGCAGACGCCGGAUUUUAUAGCGCAGGUCUGGAUAGUGUGAGCUGCUACUGUUGUGGUGGAACUCUAGGCAAUUGUAAAAGUCGGAAAUGUUUUUUGGUGGAGCAUGCCAGAUUGUUUCCUAGAUGUGCUUAUCUUAGACUACACGUGGGACAAGACUUUAUUGAUACUGUACUUAAACUGUCAAAAGCCCAAAACAAGAUCAUACUUAAAGAUGUCAGGGAUCAAAUGGAAAGUUCUGGUAUUCUUUCCCAUUUUAAAACUUCCAGGGAAUGGAGCAAAGAGCUGCUACAGAAGAUGACGUGCAAGAUCUGUCAUGACAAGGAUGUUGAAGUAGCGUUUCUGCCAUGUGGUCAUCUUGUGUCCUGUGCCGAAUGUGCAUUAGUUUCAAGAGACUGUCCAGUUUGUAGGAAGGCAAUCAGAGGGCUGGUACGAGCCUUUAUUUCUUGACAAAAAAACAAACAAACUCUGCACCUCUGUUGAUUAUAAAUGCAAAACUUGUGACCGUCCAGAUAUAUCUUUUUCCUUUUAGUUUUAUUCAAAUCUUCAUUAAGAUCAAGAC
Messenger RNA from Biomphalaria glabrata, 1030 nucleotides. Its product is annotated as putative inhibitor of apoptosis. The record is from RefSeq and is a predicted model, not a curated record. Gene Ontology annotation, biological process: positive regulation of protein ubiquitination; negative regulation of apoptotic process; regulation of cell cycle. Gene Ontology annotation, cellular component: cytoplasm; nucleus. NCBI's taxonomy places the organism in Eukaryota, Metazoa, Mollusca, Gastropoda, Planorbidae. Gene Ontology annotation, molecular function: cysteine-type endopeptidase inhibitor activity involved in apoptotic process; ubiquitin protein ligase activity. The transcript is spliced from 7 exons. The coding region runs from base 1 to 918 and encodes 305 amino acids.